AUGCCCGUCGAGGUCGCCUCGAUAAUGUCCACGCCUUUCCCGUCAUUCAUGUCAGUUGUUGGGAAAGCCGAUACCACUUUAGCCAAGGACAUGGAAGAGCUGCCCGCUCCCGAUUCCAUCAACUGCGAUACUCAAUUCCUCGUCACAGACGCGAGCCCAAUAACAGACCCUCUCCACCAAUCUGCCCAAUCUCUACACCAUCGUGACAGCGUCACUUCCAUGACCUCCACCUCCACCGAGUCCUCUCCCACCACCACGAACUCGACCUUUGAUUCUCCCUUGAUCAUGGAUGCUUCUCCUUCCUCCUCCCCAGAAUCCGCCACCUCCAACCUACCAUCAUCCCCCUUCAAAUCAAUGAUGCCACAAUCCACCCUUGAACCUGCCGCUCCAUUUCAACACCGGACUUUUGCCCGCGCCGAGGUCCCUUCUAUGCCACCACCACGGCUUCCCGCUCCACUGGAUACCGCUAAAAACGUCAAAAACUUGUCACUGAACGUCAGUCCUGUAGUCCUCCAACGUCCCGCUACCGCCCAUGGCUUCGAAGGAUCCCAUGCCUUUUCUGCACCAUCAUCACCCAUGAAAGAUACCCCACGAACUGGGAGACGGAAACCAACUAAUUUGACCAUCAGAACUCCGGGUUUCCAACAACUCUCCUUCCCUCGUCCUGGCUUGGAUGUUCCACCCACUCCAAGUUCGCGGCCGUCAUUGCACCACAUGGCAUCAUCUCCCGCGCUGGCAUCUCUUGGCUCACCCACGAAAGCCCCUCAAGGCCUUUUCUUGCACCUUCCCACAAGUGGAAGCGUCCACACUGGAUCGAUGUCCGGUCCCAACUCGGAUUCUAGCGCUUCUAGUCAGCCUUUGAACGUCAAUCUGCCCGAGUUGCGAGAGGAGGAUGAGAUGAAUGGGAUGAAGUCACAGGAGACGCAAGAGAAGGGAUAUCCUAACGGUCCUGUAUUAAUCUAUGACGAAGGACUAUAUCUGUUUCUGGAGCCGACCGCGGACGAAGCUUGCAAAUUCGACACUGUAAUCAACGUGGCCAAAGAGAUCAAGUGUCCUUUUCCAACCACGACUGUGCCCUCAAAACCCGAAAUCACAGAACCUCAGACUGCUAUUUCAGAGAUGUCAUUCAAGUCUGCUUGGGAAUGGCCUCGACCCAGUGAAGUCCCUACACCCACUACUCCCCGACCUGCCUCCUUUUAUCAGCCAAAGCACCCGGAAUAUUUACAUGUACUAUGGGACCACAACUCGGAGAUCUUGGAUGAUCUGUAUUCCUUAUGCCGGCUGAUUGAAGAGCGGAUACAGACAGGUAAAAAGGUCCUCAUCCACUGUCAACUCGGUGUCAGUCGAUCUGCAUCUCUUGUAAUUGCAUACGGUCUUUACAAAGGAUACCAACCAGAUUUCCAUUCGAUGUAUAUGGCUGUCAAGAAACGCAGCCAGUGGGUUGGGCCGAAUAUGAGCCUGAUCUACCAAUUGACAGAUUUCCGCUCCAAGGUGGUGAAAGACGUUUAUGGUGACCACUGUUACAAUCCAAAUGCCUCUUGGUGGGAACUCCAGGCGACCAACGCCUUUCCGAUGUCGGACACUCCAGUUGCAAACACUUCCAGUUGGCAAACCCCUCGUGUCAAUGAGUAUGCCACCCAGGAAAAUGCGAAGACACCCGUCGCCCAGAACCGGAACUUCACACCGCCAACCGUCAGGCCAGGUCCACCAUUGAGGCUGAACAAGGCUCUCCCGCCUGUUCCGCUGUUCCCCAAAGACGCAACCGUGGCAACACCAGUCAAGCUCAGUCAGAUUCUGGGUAGUAUCGCCAAGCCCAGCCCGCCCCAACCGUCAUCCGUCGAAGAGAAGUCAGUGGCUCAGCCAGCAUCGCCACGGCCCCUUCCAUUUCGAGAACAGUUUGAGGGGAAACUAUCACACCAGAUGGCACUGCCCGAGGCGAAAUCGCCCAAAUUAGGUCUGAAAAUUGAUUCACCUAUGAUGGAUCUGGCAAUGCAAGAUGUACCUGAUACACCGUCUCUCCUAUCACCCCGAGCCAGUGAGUUUAUGGCAUCACCUUUUGCAAUUACGGUGACGAGUGAUUUGUCGACCAUCUCAAACCGGAACAAGUCGCUAAAGCCGUCCAAGAGCUUUGUACUGCCUCGCCACCAGGCAAUUCUACCGCCUGCAAACUUGAAUCUAGCAGAAGAUCGAGUUCCAACCCCCUUCGAUCCGCGAAGUCCUCACCAGCAUGGUGAACCAGUGGAGAUUUUGCGGCACAUCGAUGACUUUUUGUAA
Molecule: messenger RNA, 2274 nt
Organism: Exophiala aquamarina CBS 119918
Lineage: Eukaryota; Fungi; Ascomycota; Eurotiomycetes; Chaetothyriales; Herpotrichiellaceae
Exons: 1
Coding region: 1-2274 (757 amino acids)
Biological process (GO): negative regulation of MAPK cascade; protein dephosphorylation
Cellular component (GO): nucleus; cytoplasm; cytosol
Molecular function (GO): protein tyrosine/threonine phosphatase activity; MAP kinase tyrosine/serine/threonine phosphatase activity
Source: RefSeq, a predicted model, not a curated record